GUGAGUGACAAUGGAAGCGCAUUUGUAACGUUGUUUGGAGAUGCUGCAAGCGUUUAUGUUGGUUGUGAAGUUUAUCAAUACAUUCAAUCAAUCAAUGGGGGAGAAAAUGAGUCAACUUACUAUAGAGGACUGAGUUUGCAAUCACCAACUCUAUUCCGCUUCUUAACUACGGUCAAAAAUAACAAAAUGGAAGGAAACGGGAAAAACCUUGGAAAUCCCAUCCACGUUGCUACUUUCUCAAAUUCUCAUUCGACUUCCAAAAUUGAUGCAAAUAAAGGGAAAAGAUUGAGAAAGAGUUCUAUCAAAGAAGAUGAUGACAUUUUUAUUUCAAGUGAUGAUGAUGAUACUACCAUUAGCAUCAUGAGGAAGAAGAUGUAUUUGAAAAAAAAAAAUCAACUCCCAAGAAGAUAUCACUGU
Molecule: messenger RNA, 417 nt
Organism: Striga asiatica
Lineage: Eukaryota; Viridiplantae; Streptophyta; Magnoliopsida; Lamiales; Orobanchaceae
Source: the annotation of a GenBank genome assembly